Molecule: messenger RNA, 6655 nt
Organism: Ctenopharyngodon idella (grass carp)
Lineage: Eukaryota; Metazoa; Chordata; Actinopteri; Cypriniformes; Xenocyprididae
Gene: edc4
Product: enhancer of mRNA decapping 4
Exons: 29
Coding region: 133-4323 (1396 amino acids)
Biological process (GO): deadenylation-independent decapping of nuclear-transcribed mRNA
Cellular component (GO): P-body
Molecular function (GO): protein binding
Source: RefSeq, a predicted model, not a curated record
AAUGAAAUGCAGGGAACGCUCAACGGAAGUUGAGGGACGGUUGCAAGCUUUUAUGAGGGGCGAGCUCAGACAAAAAAUUAAACUAUUGAGAAUUUGACAGUUUCCAGCGAUUUAAUCCCCCUUCCCUACUUUAUGGCUUCCAAUUCCAAUAUGGACAUAGAGGGCGCGACCCAGCACCUUCGGGACAUCUUAAAACUGGAUCGUCCCGGUAAUUCGGCCGAGACCUCUUUGGUGGAGAGCCAGAGAAAUCUAUCUUUCAAUGGAGAGUUGAAUGGAGUUCUUGGAGCGGAUAUUAUCGGAGCAGGAGGACAUGCAGCAAUGGUGGAGCCGACUUCUCACAACUCUGACAAACUUAAUGGACAGGACACACAGACCAUCUGCCUUUCAGGAGAUGAUGAGUCCACCUGUGUCUCCAUCAGAGCAAACAAUGUGGAAAUUGUGUCCAGCCGUGACUCUAGUAUUGACAGUAAAGCUCGUGGUAGCAACAAGGUUAAAAUUCAGCCAGUGGCCAAAUAUGACUGGGAGCAUAAGUACUACUAUGGCAAUUUAAUAGCCGUGUCCAACUCAUACUUGGCUUAUGCCAUCAGAGGUGCAAACAAUCAUUCUAUGAUCCGUGUGCUGCAACUGGGCUCGACGGAGCGUUCGCUGCUGAAGGGCUUCACCGGAGCAGUCACAGACCUUGCCUUCGCCCACUUGGACUCCACCCUCUUGGGCUGCGUGGAUGAGGCUGGAAACAUGUUCAUUUGGCAGCUCACUAGUCACAGCAACAAAAUACAAGAUGAAGUGGUCGUUCACAUCCGUAGGCCUGAGGACACUCCACUUAAUUCCAACCGCAGACUCAUCUGGUGUCCCUUCAUCCCAGAAGACAAUGAUGAGAACCCGGAGGAUGCGUGUCAGACAUUGGCACUGCUUCAUGAAGACAGAGCUGAGGUUUGGGACCUUGACAUUCUCCGAUCCAAUAACAGCUCAUGGCCUGUGGAUGCCACUGAACUGAAAGAGGGAUUCAUCACCAUUAGAGGACACACAGCACGCAUUAGUGAGGGAGCGCUGUCCCCUGAUGGCACUGUCUUGGCCACAGCCAGUCAUGAUGGAUAUGUCAAAUUUUGGCAAAUCUACAUUGAAGGACAGGACCAACCCAGAUGUUUGCAUGAAUGGCAGCCACAUAAUGGACGUCCACUUUCCUGCCUGCUCUUUUGUGACAAUCACAAGAAGCAAGACCCAGAAGUUCCGUUUUGGCGCUUCCUGAUCACUGGAGCUGAUCAGAACCAGGAGCUGAAGAUGUGGUGCACAGUGUCAUGGACCUGCUUACAAACCAUCAGGUUUUCUCCAGAUCCAUUUAACAGCAGUGUGCUACCCAGCCUGAAGGCCAGUUUGGACCUGUCUGCAGAGUUUCUUAUUCUUAGUGAUGUUCAGAGGAAGGUGUUGUAUGUCAUGGAGCUGCUACAGAACCAGGAAAAAGGCCGUGCCAGCUUCACUGCAGUUUCAGAGUUUUUGCUUACAUAUCCUGUGCUCAGCUUCGGUGUACAGGAUGUUGCCCGCGCCCGACUGCGCCACACUGAGGUCCUUCCCCCUGAUGAAGAAAGUGAAAGCAUGACAACAGAAGGAACCCAGGGACCCUCAGAGUCCAAAUCAGGAAUCCAGAUUAAACUCUACUGUGUGCAUACAAAAUCACUACAGGAUGUGCAGAUCUGGUUCCAGCCCAAUCAGGGGGCCUCAUCCUCCCUUUUCAUGCCUCAGUCUGGAUCCCAGGAUGGCUUUGGUUUUUCUGACCCGCUGGCCGAUCUGAAUGUGGAGGCAAUGAGCUCUGAUAAAGAGUCUGGUGACAGUGGAUCACAGAAUGACUUGAGUAAAAUUCUGCCUCUUCCAAGUCCAGCUGACUUCAUGAGUCCAGCCCCAUCAGCCUUGCCCAAACUCAUGACCCCGGACGCCUUUAUGACGCCCAGCACCUCUAUGCCCGCCUCUCCUGGCAGCAGUGCGAGCAGCCUGACCAUAGUCACGGCCAUGAGCAGCUCAGACAGCGGUGCAAGGGGCGGAGAUGAUCUGGCCCAGAGCCCUAAGAUGUCUGUCGAAUGUGGCAACAGCAGCUUGACUCUGAGUGCCAAUGCAGGCAGUCCAAGAUCCAAUUCCAUUCUCAUCUCAGGCCUUGGGGAAAACAUCCAGGUAUUAAUGGACAUGGUUUCCUCUCCAAAUCCUCCUCUCUCCCUGGAUCUCCAGUCCAUAGAGCCCAUGGUUGUCCCUCAAGCCUCUCCGACCAGAGCUCGCUCUCCGGAUGUCAUUUCCUCUGCUUCUACGGCAAUGUCCCAGGACAUUCCCGAGAUCGCCUCGGAGACCCUGCAGAGGGGACUGGCCAGUGCCGCUGCUGAUUCAGUCCCCGUCCUGCAUUCUGACAGCAUGGCGUCAGCCGCAUCGGUCCUCCACCUGCUGUCUCCGAGAGCCCGGAGCAGUGCUGAGCACAGUUUGCUGCCUCUCGAAUUGGGUGCAGCAUCUGUGGAUGGAGAACAGAGACUCAAUAACACACCCUCCCUACUGGAGACGGCUCUGUCACAGGAGAAUGCUGUAGCAGCUGGGGGUUCUUGUUCUGACAGCAGUGUGAACCAUGCAUGGCCGGCAGCACCCGAUAUCACACGAGAGACUCGCAACAGCCUGAGAGACAAUGGUUUGGGAGACUGCUCUAGGGAGGAAAUAAAGGACAGGCACAUUUCUUCUCCCUACCACAGACGCACCUAUCACCUGACUCAGAACGACAGUCAAGAUGCAAGUGCAGAGCAGAGUGAUCAUGAUGAUGAGGUUGCCAGUCUCGCCUCCUCCUCGGGGAACUGUGGCCCCCGCUCCUCGCACAGACUUCCUGUUAAGGACUGGAAAACAUCACCCCGCAGCUCCCCUAAGCUCAAGAGGAAGAGCAAGAAAGAUGAAGGAGAGUCCUCCCAGUCUAGACAGCUUGAGAACCAGAUGAGCACAGAGGUGCAGGAUGAGCUCCUGCAGAUGUUGCGGAGCCAGCAGAGGGAGUUAGCAGAGCUGAGACAGAACCAGCUGGACCUUCUGCAGAGAGUUACGAGCCACAUGGAUGCCAUACAAAGCUCCAUCAUGGCUCACAUUGAGCACUCCAUGUUGGCUCAGCAGGAGCAAGAACAGAGAAGAAUGGAGCGAAUUCUGGCUGAGGGACAAAGCCGGAACCAACAGCUCCAGGACCAGCUGGUUCAGCAGCUUGUCCAGACUCUGAACAAUAGUCUGUGCAACCGGCUUGACAAAGUUUUGCGUGAAGAAAUGAAGAAGAUCGUCCCACAGUCCAUAUCGAAGAGUCUAGAACCUAUUACCGGCCAGAUGAGCAGCACCAUCGCUGCCAAGUUAACCGCAGUGGAAGGAGCACUGAAGGAAAAUGUCACCAAAGUUGUUAAGUCCAAGAACACUACAGAUGCCAUUGGUCGUGCUGCUGCCGAGGCCAUGCAGGGCCCCAUUCAGGCAGCAUACAAAGAGACCUUCCAAAGCAUUGUGCUUCCCGUGUUUGAGAGAGGCUGCCAGUCCAUGUUUCAGCAAAUCAAUGACAGCUUCAAACAAGGAACCCAUGAGUACAUCCAACAGCUGGAGACACACAUCAAGAACAGGAAACAGCGGGACCAGGAUGCACGGGAUCCCGUGAUUGGCCAGCUGCAACAGAUGAUUGACACGCUCCAGAAUUCUCAAGACCAGCUGGCCACCACUGUGACGACCAGCGUGUGCUCUGACGUUCAGCAUCAGCUCCACAUGAUUGUGGGAAAUCUGCAAGACUCAAUCCUGACGCAGGUGCAACGCAUAGUGAAGGGAGAAGUGAGUCUGGCCAUGAAGGAGCAGCAGGCAGCCGUCACUUCCAGCAUCAUGCAGGCCAUGCGCUCGGCUGCAGGAACGCCCGUCCCCUCCACACAUCUGGACUACCAGGCCCAGCAGGCCAGCAUACUGCAGUUACUACAGCAGGGCCAGCUCAAUGAGGCCUUCCAACAGGCUUUAUCCGCAGCAGACCUGAAUCUGGUGCUGUACGUGUGCGAGACCAUUGACUCUCAGCAAGUGUUCAGCCAGCAGCCCUGUCCACUCCAUCAGGCCGUCCUCCUGUCUCUCAUCCAACAGCUCUCCACCAACCUGAGCUCACGCACAGAACUCAAGAUCAGCUAUCUAGAAGAUGCUGUGAUGAACCUGGACCAUGGAGAUCCAGUCACCAGAGACCACAUGUCUGCAGUGCUGACCCAGGUACGACAGAAGCUCUUCCACUUCCUGCAGCAGGACGCCCACAGCCCUCUGAGUAAGCGUGCACGGCGCCUCAUGAUGAUGCUGCAGGGCCUGGUCAAUCACUAGAACCCCUUCGGAUGGCUCAGCUGACAUCUUCACAACCCUCUCUUAGUCAGCGUCCUGCAGUCUCAAGACGGCCGUCAUGACCUCAUACCACCCUGCUGUUCGAUUGCUUUAUCUGUGCUCUGCAGCUUAUUGGCUCUCUCAGAACCUCUAUUGGAAGUUGUAGUCCAGACUUGGAAUUAAGAUAUAUUGGUGGGUUUGGACUACAUCUCCUCAUCCUUUCCUCCCUCCUUUAAAGCUAUUUUUGAUUUAAUUUCUCUGCACAUGUGAAAAAUCCUCAGUUUGUUUGCGGCACCAUCAUCAAUGAAGAACAGGACAUGGGAUACUUCAGUUCAGGAGGCUGUUAUUUUCAUUGUGCGUUCAAUACCGUGAGACCAUGACAUCAUGGUGGGUUUUUUUUAUUUUUUUUUAUUCCAUCUUUCAUCCUUGACAAGGAAUCAGGAACAAGACUGUGGAGAGCAUGAGAGAACGAAAUUAUAACAUGAAUUCUCAAAGUUUCUGCUGAACGGAUGGUUUUCUGGCUGCUCUGCUUUAUUCCUUUGUGUUUCUUUUGGUGAAGCGCCAUUAAAUGCUGCAGACAUGGAGACAUUAUCAUCACCUCAUGAACAUUAGCCCUGUUGGUUCGUGAUAAAGGUUGUAUUUAGGCCUCUGAUCCUUAUCUGAAUCAUCUGUUUUGCUGAAAAUAAUUUGGCCAACAUUCUGCUUUCUCAUGUCAACUGGAGCAUAAAGACAUGUUCCUGGAAUUUUUGUUAAUGCUACCAGGAUACGAAAAGGUCAAAGCGAGAUUUCUGUUCUAACAGUUUAACUUCUGGAUUAUUGCAAAAUCAUCCCGCACCGUUGAUACCAUGUUUUCCAAUCAAGAGAGCCCUGUAAAAUAUGUAAGAGGGCUUAUAUUACCAAGGAAUGCUAACCACAUAGUUAUUUAGGAUUUCUUCAAAAGGAACCUUGAGUCUGUAACCUGCAGUACAUCUGUAAGUCUCUAGAGGGCAGGCAUUUAUGUAUCUUCUUUCUAAUUUUAUAUGCUGGCUUCUGUGGAAGUUUUUCCUUUUCAGUUCUUCUGUGAAAUUACACUACAGCAAGUGCAACAGGGCUCUUAUUUUUGUUUAAAUGUGAAAAUGUUUCUUUCUGUAUCGUAGCCCCCAAAUAUCUGAAAGUGUUGGAGAAAGUGGCUGAAACUAGCCUAUUUUCUGCUCCAUUCUAGUCAGUUGAUUGUAUUUGAUUUAGACUGAGAUUGCCAACACUUAUUCAUUAGGAGGGACUAUUUGGUCAUGCUCUCUGAUAGAGGAAGAACAAAAAAAGAAAGUGCCUUAUCAGACUAUUGCGUAUCAGAUACUGGUAAUCAUGUCCUCAGACCCCACGAUGGGCGCCACAUUGGUGUGGGUGUGGCCUAUCUUCAAGCAAAUUUUCUUUCUCACUUUAACACGUAAUUGACGUUGGAAUGGACAGGUUUGUUACUGAAAAGUCCUGUAAACUGUGAUCGGAGUUUAUUUUUUCUGCCAUUAUUUCCUCACAAGUUUCAUGCUAAUGCAACAAGGAAGUGCCGGCCUCGUUGAUUGUGUUUGUGUUAACACAUUAUUCGUUCCCUUGUCAUCUUUAUUUUUAGAGCUGUGCAUAUUAUAUCCAUAGCCAUUUGCAGCAGUCUGUGUGGCUCAUUAGGACAUUUUUACAGGGUGUAGGCAAUGCGUCCUCUUUUGCUUUAUUCUCUUAUGUAAAAAAAAAAAAAGGCAAAAAAAAAAAAAAAGCUCUUUAACAGACAUGAGCCUGCUGUGCAAUUGAGGAUAAAUCUGAGGCUCUAAUUAGGAUAUAUUAAACUCAGCAUGCUUGCAUGCUACUGGUGAGAGCCAUGUAUUCAAACAAUAGAGUUAACCUGUUUUUACGAAUUUAACACCCCAUUUUGUUCAAGCUCUGUAAACUCGUAUUAAUCCCUUUUCAUUUCUCUUUCUUAAAUAGUAUAGUGUCCAGCAAAGAUGACCUGUGAUCGGAUAGACAGUUUUAUGUUAUGUCAGUUUGAAAUGUUAAACGUCUUGUCAGUUUUAAGGUUUUGUUGCAUUGCGAGAGUAAUUGGUUUCGAUGCUGUUUUAGACCCGUCUGAUGAUGUUGGGCUUACUAUACUAAUACGCAAUGCCUUCAGCGUUUGAGGCUUACACAAACCUUUUUUUCCCCCCUCAAGAGAUUUUCAUUGCAGGUUGUGUACGACAGUUUAAUUAUUUGUAAUUUUUUCCAUUUGUGUUUCGAUUUUUGUUCCUUAUGUUUGAAAUUAUGUUGUAUAUUUUACACUUGUUUCUUUCAUCCUAGACGUUUUGGAAUAAAAAAGGAAGACAUUGUUCAAUGUUCA